This is a messenger RNA of Porites evermanni, 1338 nucleotides long. The record is from the annotation of a GenBank genome assembly. NCBI's taxonomy places the organism in Eukaryota, Metazoa, Cnidaria, Anthozoa, Scleractinia, Poritidae.
UGCUCGAUAGUGACCGGUGGAAAAGUACAAGACAUGACUUGGCAGGAUCUUGAAAAAAUCCUCAAUGCCACCAGUAACGGCCUAUUCUUACAACAAAUCGAUUCAAAAGAUGGAAAUGAGUCAUGUAGAUGUUUUUCUAUACAAUACUCAAGUAAGUAUUUUCUCUCUUUGCCCCUUUUUGAAUUCACGAUGACGCAAAAAACAUGUGGCAGUUUUCUGUCUCUUGUUACAUGAAUUAUUGGUGCGAAUCCAAUGAAGGCCUCUUAACAUUUCAAAGGAGAUUUCAGUUCAGCUAAAGCACUCUUUACGGUAAAAGUAAUCGUUAAACUAGAAACGAUACAUUCGUUUUGUCCGGCUGAAUCACGGGGCCUUAACUGAAUAGGUUAGUAUCGGAACCGAUUUGCUAAUUAAAAAUCAACAUCAAGGGCUAGGCUGGUCCGUAUUAGGGAGGGGAGAGUGAAGGAUAGCUUGAAUUCAAAAUGUUUACCUCCAUGCAGUAAAGCUCAACUAGGCAAAACUGUGACCCAAUAGAAUUAUGGGAAUUUUUGAAGAACCUAAUAUUUGCAUUUCCCUUUGGCUGCAGAAAACAAAGGCACGAAAACUGGUCAUGAUACCAAGACCUUACAGUAAUAAUCUUCGCUGGCGUGCGAUUUGUCCAGGAAUUGCUGUUUGAGACCUUUUACGCUCGCGAAAUGCGGCGCUUUUCGCAGCUUAUACGUGUCAUGCUCCCUCUUUUUAACUUUCAUCAGCACCCCCAUUUUACUCAAUAUUAUAGUUACCGCCGUGAAGAACGUUCUUCUUUUAGAAAGUCAGGAUCAUUGUACCCAAAGUUUCUUUCGGUCCUCGUAUUACCUAUUGCGUGUUUCAGAUGUCAAAAAUAGCUGUAAACUGUACAUUGUAACUGAGUGAAUGACUUAUGAGCCUAGGAAGUACAAGACUAAGUUUAAAUGACUGGGUGCAUGACUUAUGAGCUUUGAAAUUAAGACGAAGAAUUCCUUCUCAGUUCCAGUUAAGACAGUAUCGAAGACAAGUUCUCCCGUUGACUACUAUCCUGACACGAGACAAAUGGAACUGAGUUGUACCUUCAAGGGAUGGCCUCGUCCUCGUGUAGUUUGGUACAAUCCAGAUAAAAAACAAAUCAUCAACGGAUCUGAAGGUUUUUACAUCUCAGAGCAGCUGGUUGGAAAGGAUACCUUAAAUUCCGUUCUUCGUAAUCUUAAUAUCCAAGAAAAACACGAAGGGGAUUAUAAUUGCACUGCAACGAACAACAUUACCCGCUGGUCGAGUAAAAAAUCAAAGAUAAUUGAGCUGGAUUAUAGGUGUAAGUGGUCUGAUUAG